Messenger RNA from Camelus dromedarius (Arabian camel), 1437 nucleotides. RefSeq names its product T-cell activation inhibitor, mitochondrial-like. Lineage: Eukaryota; Metazoa; Chordata; Mammalia; Artiodactyla; Camelidae. Gene Ontology annotation, cellular component: mitochondrion. The record is from RefSeq and is a predicted model, not a curated record. The transcript is spliced from 12 exons.
AUGUUUUGCCACCUGAGACCUGUGAGGGGGUUCUGUCUGGGGAAAAUAUUUCCAUACUGGUUUCUCUACUCGAGAGCCUUGGUGGGAGCUGAAGCAGUCAAAGCCUUAAGGCCUUUCUGUUUUGCUGUGCAUCCAGAUUUCUUUGGACAGCAGCCCCAGGAAAGGGAAGUCAAUGAAAAUUCUCUUAAGAGAUUAAGUGCCUACUUAGAAAACCUCCAGAAGCCAGGGUUCAAGUCUUUGAAACCAACUCAGCUCAUGUUUUAUGUAAGAGAAACAGACCAGAAUUCCUCCGAUGGCCAGGAGCACUUUAGCACUUCCGGGUUUUGAGCAGUCAGAUUUACUUUGCACACCAGAGAUCUGCUAAGCACAGUAUUAUAUAUUCUCAACUCCUGCAGUUUAUCUAUUGAGCAUGUCCAAAGCUUGAAUAAUAAUGUGCACUCCCAGCUUCUCAAAGAGGCCAAAGGGAUAUCUGACAGGCCUAUCAAAUGGGACAAGUCUUACUACUCCUUUACUGGAUUCAAGGACCCUAACGAAGACCUUGAGCAAGUCUGGAGAACGGAAACAACCCUAACGUCCUGGUUAGAUAACAACGGGGAAAGUGCUGUUAAAAAGUUGAAGAACAGUUUGCCGCUUAGAAAAGAACUAGAUCAUUUAAAAGAUGAACUGUCCCAUCAGCUGCAGCUCUCAGACAUCAGGUGGCAGAGGAGCUGGGGCAUCACACAUCACUGUAGCCAGCUGCACAGUCUAGGCCGCCUAGCCCAGCAGAACUUGGAAACACUGAAAAAUGCAAAAGGAUGUACAGUAAUAUUCACAGACUGGUCCGGGGUGAGUGCAGUGGGCCAUGUGAUGCUAGGAACCGUGGAUGUCCAUCAUCACUGGGCAAAGGCAGCCACCGGUCCCCUCUGUGUCCCUGUAGAACAUCUGAAAUUUCUCCUGAGGAAUACAGCCACCAGAGAGACCUCAGCCCUUAGUCUUCUUGCAGGAUCAGCCUCCGAUUUGAAGGCAGAAUUUGGAUGCGACAAUGGUGGCAGUGAGGGCAGCUUCCAUGGAAAGUCCUACCAGUUAGUUGGAAUGCCCCUGACAGUGAUGUCUUUGCUGUUUUCUUUCCCAAAUCAGCCCAGCCCCCUAAGCAAGAAGGCCAAGGCCAUCCCUGCCCAUUCUGACCUCUGCUCUGAGUCCCACGCUGCCUGCCGCUGGUCAUUUCACUAUUCUUGGAGGCAGCAGACCUCAAAGGUGUGGUCUGGCACUGAAGCAGAAGCCCUCCUGGCCACGGAGGCCACGAGGCAGAUGUCAAGACCACCCCAGAGCACACGUGUGAUAAGACCCAGCAAAUCCACCAUGGUGAGUCGGCUGGCCCUGCUCGGGCAGAUGCUGCCUCGCCGGCUCGGAGCCCAGCUCACUUCUGCUCUUGCUGGGGCCCCUGGACCCCACAUCUGA